AUGGAGAACAGCACAGAAGUAACACAGUUCAUCCUCCUGGGGCUGACAGAUGAUCCAACUAUUCAGGUUCCUCUCCUCUUGAUAUUUUUAUUUAUUUACUUCAUCACUUUGGGUAGAAAUGGAGGGCUGAUGGUGAUUAUCUGCUUAGAUUCCCAUCUCCACACUCUGAUCUACUUCUUCCUGAGUAACCUCCUUGUUGAUCUGGGUUACUCAUCAGCUGUAGCUCCUAAGAUGGUGGCUGCACUGUAGUCUGGGAACAAGAUAAUUUCCUCUAAAGGAUGUGCAGCCCAGUUCUUCUUCUUUGUGGGUUUUGCUACUCUUGAGUGCUACCCCCUGACCUCCAUGGCUUAUGACUGCCAUGCAGCAGUUUGUAGGCAUCUUCAUUACACUACCACCAUGACAGCAGGUGUGUGUACAGGGCUAACCAUUGGCUCCUAUGUCUGUGGCUUCCUCAAUGCCUAAAUCCACGCAGCAGACACCUUUAGACUCUCUUUCUGUGGUUUUAACAAAAUCAACUACUUUUUCUGUGGCAGUCCCCCACUUCUGGCUCUUGCAUGUUCCAACACACAUAUCAGCAAGUUUUUUUUUUUUGCUGUUGUUGUGGGCUUCAAUGUCUUUUUCACCCUCUUGAUCAUUCUCAUUUCUUAUGUCUUCAUAUAUAUUGCCGUUCAAAUCAUACAGUCUUCUGAGGGAUGGGAGAAGGCCUUUUCCACCUGUGCCUCUCACCUUACUGCAGUGUCCAUCUUUUAUGGCACAAUCAUCUUCAUGUACCUGCAGCCCAGCUCUGGUCAGUCCAUGGACACUGACAAAGUAACAUCUGUGUUCUACAUUGUAGUGAUUCCCAUGCUGAACCCCUUGAUCUACAGUCUGAGGAACAAAGAAGUGAAAAGUGCUCUCUGGAAAAUACUGGACAAACUUUACCCUUGGUCUUUCCGUGUGAGUAGGAAGUAG
Molecule: messenger RNA, 951 nt
Organism: Nannospalax galili (Upper Galilee mountains blind mole rat)
Lineage: Eukaryota; Metazoa; Chordata; Mammalia; Rodentia; Spalacidae
Product: olfactory receptor 1444
Biological process (GO): sensory perception of smell; G protein-coupled receptor signaling pathway
Cellular component (GO): membrane
Molecular function (GO): odorant binding; olfactory receptor activity
Source: RefSeq, a predicted model, not a curated record